This is a messenger RNA of Leptopilina heterotoma, 906 nucleotides long. It is a transcript of the gene Mp20, whose product is annotated as muscle-specific protein 20. Gene Ontology annotation, molecular function: protein binding. The record is from RefSeq and is a predicted model, not a curated record. The transcript has 4 exons. Lineage: Eukaryota; Metazoa; Arthropoda; Insecta; Hymenoptera; Figitidae. Bases 123 to 677 code for a protein of 184 amino acids.
ACAGUUCCUGAGAGGCGUGGGCCGAACGAAUGUUGCGUUGUCUCGGGAUAUAAAAACCGUUGGCAAUCGACGUCGGCACUUCAGUACUCCUUCACUAUCCUGCAAAGAAUCUCGUUAUAACCAUGGCUCUUGAACGUCAAGUCCGUGCCAAGAUUGCUGGCAAGCGAAACCCAGAACAGGAAAAGGAGGCCCAAGAAUGGAUCGAAUCGAUUAUGGGCAAAAAAUUCCCCACUAAUGAAACAUUCGAGGAUGUUAUUCGCGAUGGUCAGGUUCUUUGUCAAUUGAUGAACAAAAUCGCCCCUGGAUCUGUGCCCAAGAUCAACAGUUCCGGUGGACAGUUCAAAAUGAUGGAGAACAUCAAUCUAUUCCAGAAGGCUUUGAAGGAAUACGGAGUCGAUGAUGUCGAUGUUUUCCAAACAGUGGACUUGUGGGAGAAAAAGGACAUAGCACAAGUCACAACAACCUUGUUCGCCUUAGGACGUCAGACUUACCGACACGCAGAUUGGAAAGGACCUUAUUUGGGACCAAAACCAUCAGAAGAAUGCAAAAGAGACUUCACUGAGGAACAACUUAAAGCUGGGCAGACAAUUGUCGGUCUUCAAGCUGGUUCCAAUAAGGGUGCAACCCAAGCUGGACAAAGUAUGGGAGCAACUCGUAAAAUUCUUCUUGGAAAGUAAUUUCCUCCCUUCUUUCCUUCCCUUUCCCUCUCCUUCCUUACCCCUUCUCCACUCCCCCUCCCCUCUUUCCAACAACCAAAAUGAAAAUCCGCGCGUAAUUUAUAUUUUUUAUGUAUAUAUAAUAUAAUACUCUAAUGUUUAAUUAUUUAUUUUAUCUCUUUUAUUACUGAAGAAUAUACAUUGUAUCUCUAUUAUAAUCAAGUAUGUCAAUAUAAUCGAUUUAUUUAUA